Molecule: messenger RNA, 859 nt
Organism: Bradysia coprophila
Lineage: Eukaryota; Metazoa; Arthropoda; Insecta; Diptera; Sciaridae
Product: PEST proteolytic signal-containing nuclear protein
Biological process (GO): protein ubiquitination; proteasome-mediated ubiquitin-dependent protein catabolic process
Cellular component (GO): nucleus
Source: RefSeq, a predicted model, not a curated record
AUGGCUGACUUUUAAGAAACGUCAGUGAUGAACCUGUGGUGACAGCUGAAUUUGCGACGAUAAUUUUAUCAUUUUUCGUUCGGACUUUUAAGCAAAGCUGGUUUUUGUGGACGAUGAGUAAUAAAAGCGAGGAACUCGAUGCCAAAGGCUCUAACUAUAAUCGGAGCAGAUAUGAACGACGGUCAAGAUCACGAUCUCCCAACGAUAGGCGUCAUAAACAAUAUUCCAGCGAUAAAAAUCGGUACGAGUCGGCAAGGUCAUCAAAAGUACACAGAUCUGAAGAUGACUCCGACGACGAGAGCAUUCAACCUCCACCACCUCCACGAAUCGGCAAGGUAUCCAUGGCAUUUGGAGGAGCAGCAAAGAUAGCGCCUGUUCAAAUGAAGCUAGCUGCACCGAAGCCGCAAGAACCCACCAAAAAAAUCAAAGUCGCUUCAGUUUUCAGCAACGACAGUGACGAAGAAGUGGAAGAAAUGCCACCGGAAGCGAGAAUGAGAAUGAAAAAUAUCGGCAGAGACACCCCAACGUCAUCCGGUCCGAAUUCGUUCGGCAAGACGAAGCAAGGUUUCUGUGACGCAAAAAAGAUUUUCGAGAAAAAUAUGCGAGACGAUUAUUUCGAUUGAAAUGUGUGCACUCGGAAGCUGUUUUACAGACUCUAUCCCCGUUUCCAAUGGAAGCUCCAAUUUUAUUUUACUUUGGUUUCAUCGAAUAACGAAUUCACAUUAAUUGAAUCAAUUUACGUCGCUAGAAUGGAAUAACCGACACGCUGUUGAACUUUCAAUUCGACCAUUGAGCCUCGUGUGUGUGUAUAUAUAAUGCAGCAACUUAAGUAAAUAAAUCAAAUGUUCGUUAUUGAUAA